AGGAGUGGGGACGGGAGGAGCGCGCAUACCAACGCGGGCGCGCGCGCGUCCCUUUAAAGAGGGGCUAGGCGAAGGCGUCUCGGAGGACACCAAGAUGCCACCAAAAAGCAAAGGAAAGGGAUCAAGAGCUGGGGGACAGAAAAAGAAAAAGAAGAGUCCAGAUGCUGAAGCCAAGAUUAAACACAGGAGAACAGCCCCGGAGUUGGACAUCCUUCGUGACCAUCUGGCUCUUCAGCGGGAUGAGACUCGUCAGGCCAUUGCCUGCAGAGAACGCCUACGAGCAAGGCUGCAGGAGUUGGAGGCUGAGGCAGAGGGCGCUAGGGCUGAUGUCAAGGCUGUGUAUUCAGAGAUGAGUCGUCAGUACCAAGCCCUGAGGGAGGAGACUGAGACACAGAGCCAUCGGCUGAAAGAAGAAGUAAAGGUCCUUCGGAAAGAGCUGGAGACAUGCCAAAGAGAGGCAAAAACUGCUAAGGGAGAGGCUGAACAGGCAUUAGCAGAGCGAGACAAGACCCUUGCUCAGCUACAGGCCUAUGUGACAGAGAUGGAGGCUAAAUAUGAAGAAAUUCUACAUCGCAGCCUGGAUGGACUUUUGACCAAACUGACAACAGCCAAGCUGGAGUGGGAUGCAACGGCUCUGAGGCUCCAUGAGAGGCACAAAGAACAGCUUCAGCAAUUUGGGCUCAACCCCCUGGACCUCUGA
This is a messenger RNA of Dromiciops gliroides (monito del monte), 700 nucleotides long. It is a transcript of the gene DRC12, whose product is annotated as coiled-coil domain containing 153. Lineage: Eukaryota; Metazoa; Chordata; Mammalia; Microbiotheria; Microbiotheriidae. The record is from RefSeq and is a predicted model, not a curated record. The transcript is spliced from 7 exons. The coding region runs from base 95 to 700 and encodes 201 amino acids.